This is a messenger RNA of Tribolium madens (black flour beetle), 2012 nucleotides long. Its product is annotated as arginine kinase. Gene Ontology annotation, biological process: phosphocreatine biosynthetic process. The coding region runs from base 279 to 1814 and encodes 511 amino acids. The transcript has 5 exons. The record is from RefSeq and is a predicted model, not a curated record. Lineage: Eukaryota; Metazoa; Arthropoda; Insecta; Coleoptera; Tenebrionidae. Gene Ontology annotation, molecular function: creatine kinase activity.
UAAGGAAGGGUAACUUGCGUUGUGCCCACUGACAUACUUUCAUCAAAAACCUUAAUAAUAGAAAUAAAAUAAAUCAAAUUAAAUAUUUUCGAUUAAAACUAGUGUUUUAAAGUCAUUUAGUGACAAUUUCGGCUAGAAAAACGCUACAAAAAAAAGUAAAAUUUAGAGCAGCACAGAAACCGAAAAAUAAGCCAGUUAAGACGAAGUAUCCAAGCAAGCCGUGACUGUUUCACGUGCUAAUUUUUUACAACAAAUACAACAAGCGAACUGCCCCGAAAAUGUUCACCCUUUGGUACUCCGUAUUGUCAUGGAAGGAAUACAGAGAAGUAAUCCUGGACAAAGUGUCACAAAAGCUCUCCCCCUCGUGCCCUAAAACAAAGCCGAGUCAACCGACUCCUCCGCCCCCUCCGCCGCCGGUCGAGCCGCCGAAACCGCCGCGAGCAGAACCGCCGAAGCCACCACAAUCGGUCCCCAAGCCAAUACCACCCCCAUCGCCGCCGAAGGCUUCGUUACCUCCCAAAUUGGACCCUCCUGCAAAGCCUCCGCGAUCUCCUUCACCACAUCCUCUACGAACUGAAGCUUUCGAGGAUAUUGAAUAUGAAGAUGAAGAAAGCGACGAGGAAGAUGAAGAUUCGGUUGUUGAUUCGGUCCCACCUCCGAAACCGGCUGCUAAAAACGUUAACGAUUUUAUAAACGUUGAGAAAAACCAACAGCAGCGCGAUUUUGGGCCUCAAAGAAAAUCCACCAUGGUUGACGCAGCAGUUUUGGAAAAACUGGAAGCCGGUUUCAAGAAACUGGAAGCUUCUGACUCCAAGUCUCUUUUGAAGAAAUACUUAAGCAGGGAAUUGUUCGACAAGUUGAAGACCAAGAAAACUUCCUUUGGUUCCACUCUUCUUGACGUUAUCCAGUCUGGUUUGGAAAACCACGAUUCUGGUAUUGGUAUUUAUGCUCCUGACGCUGACGCUUAUUCCGUUUUCGCUGAUUUGUUCGACCCCAUCAUUGAAGAUUACCAUGGCGGUUUCAAGAAGAGUGACAAGCACCCCCCCAAGGACUGGGGUGAUGUAAACGCCUUUGGCAACUUGGACCCUGCUGGCGAAUUCGUGGUGUCUACUCGUGUCCGCUGCGGCCGUUCUUUGGAGGGCUACCCCUUCAACCCUUGCUUGACCGAAGAACAAUACAAAGAGAUGGAACAGAAAGUGUCUUCGACGUUGUCUGGUCUCGAGGGUGAACUCAAGGGUACUUUCUACCCUCUCACUGGCAUGAGCAAAGAGGUCCAGCAGAAGUUGAUCGAUGACCACUUCUUGUUCAAGGAAGGUGACCGUUUCUUGCAAGCUGCCAACGCUUGCCGCUUCUGGCCCACCGGCCGUGGCAUUUUCCACAACGACGCCAAGACCUUCUUGGUUUGGUGCAACGAAGAGGAUCACUUGAGGAUCAUUUCCAUGCAGAUGGGAGGAGAUCUUGGCCAGGUCUACCGCAGAUUGGUGACGGGUGUCAACGAUAUCGAAAAGCGUCUCCCCUUCUCGCAUAGUGACAGAUUCGGUUUCCUCACUUUCUGCCCGACCAAUCUUGGUACAACUGUUCGUGCCUCUGUUCACAUCAAAGUUCCCAAAUUGGCCGCCAACAAGGCUAAGUUAGACGAAGUCGCUGCCAAAUUCAAUUUGCAAGUUCGUGGAACUCGCGGCGAACACACCGAAGCUGAGGGUGGUGUUUAUGAUAUUUCCAAUAAGAGACGUAUGGGUCUCACUGAAUUUGAUGCUGUCAAGGAAAUGUACGACGGCAUCUCCGAAAUCAUCAAGAUGGAAAAGGAGUUGUAAACCCCGUAACAUCUGUAACAUUCUAAUCAUACGUGAUUCAUCACUUAUAAGCAAUGACAUACAUAAUUUGAGUAAGUAUAUCUUGUUUGCCAAAGGUACCAGUGAAUGCUUAUAUUGCUAAGUUAAGAUGGUGUAUGGACAUGAGUUAGUGUAUUCAGCUUUCUAGUCGACAUUGUUUUCAAAUGUGAAAAAUUCUUA